AUGGGGAUUUACCGCCAGGCAGCAGUAGAGAGCGCCAGUACGGCGCGCGCACUCAGCCGUGUUGAGGUAUCCAGGCUGAACGAGCUGUCCUUUGUCUCACCAGCAGAGACACUGGACGAGAUUUUACAUCCCUCGUUCACGACCACUGCGAUGGAGCCACGGAGAGAAAACGGAGCUCUACUACAGUAAAGAUUAGUAGCCCUCGCCGCUGAAACACCUCGUGAUGAUCCGGUGAAGAGGGUCUAACUGCGACAUGGGGGGCAGGUGAAUUUUUUGGUCGCUUGAAGGAGACAGCAGGGUGAUGGAGGGAGGGAGGGAGGGACAGACGGAGGGACAGAGACGCAAAGCACCAAACAAUGAAACACUGGAUGUCUGAUGCAGGCUGCGCGUGAAAGGACUGUAGCCCGAGCAGGACGAUGCAACAUUUUUUGCAGCCAGACCCGUUUAUCAGUCGUAAUGGCGAGGGGACGUGAGUGAAAAGGAGCGCAGGCUGUGCGUGUGGAAUCUCUGGGUCUCUUCAUGGCAGGCGGCAUGAUGGUGUGUUUGCGAUUCCACAGGAGUAAGUCGGUGUGGGCCGCCGUGUGUGUGCUCGUGCUCUGCUGGCUCUACAUCUUUCCUGUGUACAGGAUGCCAAGCGAUAAAGACAUCGUGGAGGAAGUGCUGCGCCAGGGCCAGACGUGGACCAAGAACCAGACUGGCAUUGACCUAUACAGGAAGCUGCUAUCUGAAUGCUGUGACCCAAAGAGGACGUUUGCAUUGACCAAGGAGAAUUCACAGAUUGGCAAAGUCCUGUGGUAUGACGGCGAGCUCUACCACUACCAUACAGUCAACAACGACACCUACCCAUUAUUCGUACAGGAUAUUCCCUUUCAGCUGCCACUGAAGAAGUGUGUGGUGGUGGGUAACGGAGGAGUUCUGAAGAACAGCGGUUGUGGCAAAGAAAUUGACCAGGCCGACUUUGUGAUGAGAUGUAACCUGCCCCCACUGUCCAAACAAUAUACUGAUGAUGUAGGCAGGAAGACCCAGCUGGUGACAGCUAAUCCCAGUAUUAUAGAGAAGAGCUUUCAGAGCCUGCUGUGGUCUCGCAAGGCUUUUGUGGAAAGCAUGAAAGCCUAUGGCUCCAGCUACAUCUACAUGCCUGCCUUCUCCAUGAAGCCUGGCACAGACUUGUCCCUGCGUGCCUACCAUGCACUGGCUGAUUCAGCGUCCAACCAGACAGUGCUGUUCGCCAAUCCAGACUUCCUAAAGAAUGUGGGACGCUUCUGGAAGCACCGUGGCGUACAUGGAAGACGUCUUUCCACAGGCCUCUUUCUGGUGAGCCUGGCGCUGGGAGUGUGUGAUGAAGUGACAGCGUUCGGCUUCUGGCCGUUUGCACUUGGCCUCGACCAGCAGCCUGUCAGUCACCACUAUUACGACAACGUGCUGCCUUCGUCUAGGUUCCAUGCAAUGCCGGAGGAGUUCCUGCAGCUCUGGCAUCUCCACAAGAGCGGUACCCUGAGAUUGCGCCUGGGCCCUUGCGCUCACUAAAAUACCACAUGUAGGAUGAGGUAUUUUCUGUUUAAAAAAAAUCUGCCACCCUCACCUACUCUUCAAUUAGCAUGAGAAGAAAAGAGUGGCUGCAGCCCCUCCUCUAUCCCAAAACCCACCAAACUGAUUCCACCCCUUGUGUCUGCUUGAUCCCUGUGGAUAGACACUCAAUACCCCCACCUAACACACAAAGGUAUUCACACACACAGACAGACACCCACACACUUUCUUUUUGGUUGCCAGGGGACUGUCUCAGUCUUGCCAAGAGUGGUGUGAGUGUGUAGAGUGGGGUAGAAGCGUGGGCUGGUAUAAAGCUGUAGCUGCAUUUACAGCAGCUGUUCUCCUAGAUCUUUUUUUUUUUCGUUCUGGAACCUGAACUAGAGUAUGAAGAGGCAUGCAUGGAACAGGUCAUUAAAGACAGCAGGAUUUUUGCCAAGACAACGUAUAGCCAUGACCAUAGUGGGUGGGGUUUGAUGAAGGCGAAAAAUGGAAAUAAGAAAAAGAGAAACAAACACUUUAAUUUUUUUUCUGCUUUUUAGUUGCAACAUUCUGUGGAUAAAUAGUUUUUGGUGAAGAACCAAGGGAAAGUAUUCUUCUAUUAAUUUUUUUUUUUGCUGAUAUACACAACGUUGAAGCUGAGGUCCUUACUUCCUCAAAACAGGAAAUGUGAACAUUUGGAUGUGAAAUGAAUGUAUUGUCAAUGCACUGCUGUACAGCCACAAUUUGAAUAACAGUUCAUUUCUAAUUCCAAGCUAUCUUUAUAUUCAGGUGUUUGUGCAAUGCUUUGUUUUGAACAGAGUCUCCUGAUCAUGUUGGUGUAUGUUUCAGUCAUCAGAUGGAAUUGUUACAAAAGCAGUAAAACAUGCUUUGUCAUCUUCAGUUCACCAUCAGAAACCAAAAUUAAAAUGUCAGGCCUCAACUACUCAGUUUUGCAUCAUGAUCGCAUUAGUAGAAGCCCUUUUUGUGAUUAUUACAGAAGGAUUUUGCCAGUGGAGGUGAUGUGACUGUCUUUACAUCUUCUGUGAACUGCAGUCUUUAGUAUCAUUCGUGAAAUACAGUCUUGCUUUGAUAGUAUGAGUGAUUUUCUAUGAUUAAAAACCUGCCGUUGGUUCUAGCAUCUAAACUGUCGUUGGUACUACUGGGGCAUUAACGCUGCCUGCAACUGCUCGGGUGCUGGACACCUGGUCCUGGACUGCAGUCUGUAUAUAAAUGUAAUGAUUUCUCUGAAUGUAAAGGAAGUUUUGGGCUAUAUAUCCAAUCAGGUUACCGGUUCUUAGCUAAAUUCUACCUGUAAAACCUGCAUUUUAUCUGGCUUUGUCCUCUCAUAAGCAAACUACAUUUACUUUGUAGGUCUUGUAGGUGCUAGUUUUGAUAUAUCACCUAUUCAUAGCCUCUGAAAACCUGUAUAGUGUUUUUUUUAAAUAUAAUUAUUUUUGAAAGGACUGAAAAGAAUGUGGUUAAAGUAAAAAAAGGCAUCAGCACUGUUUAUCAUGCAUCAUUAUUACUAAUCAUUAUCAUGAUCACAAGGGUUACCUACUCAAAGAAUGAAAUGCAUACACACUCAUAGAUGCUUGGGGUUUGCUCAAGGCCAGGCAUGUAUCCGUCCUCACUGUCUCUAUUCCAUCUGUUCACAUUCCUUGAGAGGUCGAGUGCCUUUUUAAUGUGAAAGGGGAAAAAAGGAAAAAAAGAGACACCAGCAGCAGUAGAUAAGGACUAAGUAUUACUCUUGCCUUCAUAUUUUUUUUGUUCCUCACUGGCAAUUCUGAUUGCCAUGUAAUUGAAAACAUAUUGAUAAUCUGUUACUGGCUGGAUCUUGGAUUAAAUCCAGCAGGAUCUUAACAUAAAACCGUGGGUGUUUCAAGGAGUCUUAUUGGAAGCUGGUUACAAAUGGACCAAGUUGAGCGUCCACCUUAUCACUCAGUUGCCAUUUGAAGGCAUGUCCUGUAUAAUUAUAACUGGGAGAACUUUAGAUAGACAGUGGGCAUUUGAAUUUAUGUUAUUUGCACCUUUGUCCUGUUCAGUAUUGUGAAUGACUGAGACUAUUGCUUGUAUAGCAGCCUGCAUGACUGUGGUUUGUGUAUUGAUUAGGAAUCUGAAUUUGAGUUAAGGAUGUUUUUCUUAAUGAUUAUCGUUUUAUUAACAUUUCUGCCCCUUUCUGAGCCAUGUUAAGCUGUGUACCCAAAGUGUAACAGCGCUUACCUCAGCCAUUUGUUCUCACUGGCAAUUCUCAACGAUAAUCUUAUGAAACAGUUAUGGAAUACAUAUCGAUUCAGGCCAGAAUUUCUUUCAUAAACAAGGCUUCUUUUACUGUUACAGUUGUUGAGUAGGUUAUAAUUUGCCUUUUCUGGCUUGAAAAGAAAACCCAUUUGUGUAAUUUAUGUAAUGUCUAAGAUUUUAAAUAGAAGAAAUUAAAAACCUGAAACUGAAAAACAGACUCUUAACCAGUCAGUGAGAGCUUCUAUGUUUGAGCAUGUUAUACUGAAAAAAAUGGGAAGAGGAAGAACAGCUUGCACUGAACAAAAUUUUCGUGACAGCUGGGUUAUGCCAAGUGGAAAAAAAUCAACCAAGUAAUCUAUGUUUAAAAUUGUGGGAAAGAUUGUGAAAGGAUGUAAUAAAGUAACCCAGUUUCAUCUGUC
Pangasianodon hypophthalmus (striped catfish) is the source of this 4163-nucleotide messenger RNA. RefSeq names its product ST8 alpha-N-acetyl-neuraminide alpha-2,8-sialyltransferase 1 (gene st8sia1). Lineage: Eukaryota; Metazoa; Chordata; Actinopteri; Siluriformes; Pangasiidae. Gene Ontology annotation, biological process: oligosaccharide metabolic process; N-glycan processing. Gene Ontology annotation, molecular function: alpha-N-acetylneuraminate alpha-2,8-sialyltransferase activity. Bases 520 to 1527 code for a protein of 335 amino acids. The record is from RefSeq and is a predicted model, not a curated record. The transcript is spliced from 5 exons.